GCUUUACAAGGCUGAGGAAUAUCAGACUGAGAAUCGCUGGGAACAGUUCCCUUGCAGCACAGAAGCAAUCUUCUCUCCCCAUCUUCGCAUAUUCUGAGGCAAAUCAAAUGGAAGAAAAGAGAAGCAUUACCACAGAUUGGAUCAGUUCUCUUUAGAGAUUACAUUUUCAGCAAAAAAUGUAUGGAUCUAUCUUUCCUGUUUUAUCUAGAUCAUGAGACUUGACUGAGGCUGUAAUCUUGAUCUUCCAUCCAUCUAUGGCGAACUAUAGCCAUGCAGCUGACAACAUUUUACAAAAUCUCUCUCCUCUAACAGCCUUUCUGAAACUGACUUCCCUGGGUUUCAUAAUAGGAGUCAGCUUGGUGGGCAACCUUUUGAUCUCCAUUUUGCUAGUGAAAGAUAAGACUUUGCAUAGAGCACCAUACUACUUCCUCUUGGACCUUUGCUGUUCUGAUAUCGUCAGGUCUGCAAUUUGUUUUCCAUUUGUAUUCAACUCUGUUAAAAAUGGCUCUACCUGGACUUAUGGGACUUUGACCUGCAAAGUGAUUGCCUUUCUGGGGGUUUUGUCCUGUUUCCACACUGCUUUCAUGCUCUUCUGCAUCAGUGUCACCAGAUAUUUAGCCAUCGCCCAUCACCGUUUCUAUACAAAGAGGCUGACGUUUUGGACGUGCCUAGCUGUGAUCUGCAUGGUGUGGACUUUAUCUGUGGCCAUGGCAUUUCCCCCGGUUUUAGAUGUGGGCACUUACUCAUUCAUUAGGGAAGAAGAUCAAUGCACCUUCCAACACCGCUCCUUCAGGGCCAAUGAUUCCUUAGGAUUUAUGCUGCUCCUUGCUCUCAUCCUCCUAGCCACACAGCUUGUCUACCUCAAGCUGAUAUUUUUUGUUUACGAUCGAAGGAAAAUGAAGCCAGUCCAGUUUGUAGCAGCAAUCAGCCAGAACUGGACUUUUCAUGGCCCAGGAGCCAGUGGCCAGGCAGCUGCCAAUUGGCUAGCGGGAUUUGGAAGGGGUCCCACACCACCUACCUUGGGCAUCAGGCAAAAUGCAAACACUAUGGGCAGAAGAAGGCUAUUGGUCUUAGAUGAAUUCAAAAUGGAAAAAAGAAUUAGCAGAAUGUUCUAUAUAAUGACUUUUCUCUUCCUAACCUUGUGGGGCCCUUACCUGGUAGCCUGUUAUUGGAGAGUUUUUGCAGGAGGACCUGUAGUACGGGGAUUUCUAACAGCUGCUGUCUGGAUGAGUUUUGCUCAAGCAGGAAUCAGUCCUUUUGUCUGCAUUUUCUCCAAUAGGGAGCUGAGGCGCUGUUUCAGCACAACCCUUCUUUACUGCAGAAAAUCCAGGUUACCAAGGGAACCUUACUGUGUUAUAUGAAGGAACAUUUAUAAAUCUUUAACCUUGUGAAACACUGACCCUCUCUAUUAAGCAACUGUGGCCUGUAGCCACAUCUUGAGAAGAAAGUAAAGAAUGAGAUUAGUGGUUAUAAUAAUUUGGGCCACAUUCAGCAGUCUUUGUAAUCAUUCAACUGUAAUCUUAUUUUAAAACUCAGAGUGAUCUUGCUGACUGCCCAUGAAGGUUUGCAAUUAAGAAAGGACUGAACCUCUGCCCUAAGUUUCUUUAUGUAGUUGAAAACUAGAUAAUAUAAUUAACAGGUGCUAAAUAUCAGUGCUAAAUCACUACUUAUGAAAAAUAUAAAAAAAUUAGUAUUGGACAUCUUAAUAAAUCAAGUUGACGUGAAGUAAAUAUAGUAAUAAAAACUAAUUCUAGAAGUUUGAAGUUUUUAAACAUUUCAUACUAUUAUUGUUUUCAUGAAGUCUAAAAUAUUUGAGGACUUAAAGUAAUGUAAUCCACUAAAGAUAUACCAUGAAUUGUUGGAUUAUCACACUUUUAAAAAUCACCUUAUAAAUUUAGACGAACAUUCCAAAGCAGUGUAUUGGUUCCAAUUAGAGUUUAUUUCUUAAAUUAAUACCUUACUAUUUCUAAUUAUCACUUUCCUUAUCUACUUGUUAAAUUGCUAGAUUUGAACUAUAUUAUGUUAUUCUUCUUGAUUGGGUAUAAAAUUUUUUCAAUUCGUUUUAUUUUGCAAAUGCUAGAUAUUGGUCUGGAAGGCAACAUUAAUCACAGCAACCAAUCACAAUGAGCAGUUCUAAUAAUUUAGAAUAAACACACAUUGCCUUAAAGAGUUAUCUAGUAUAUUUCAUCUUAUUUAGCACUGAAGCAAAUAAUCAAGGAAAAUCAAAUCAGUAACUGGUCAUGGUCAUGUAUCUGGAAGUACAUGGAAGAUCAUUAAUUCUCUUUUUCCUUGUUCCUCACCUGGUUUAAAAAUUAAGGUCUACAUCAUUGGGAUAAUGGGAGUUUUCUUCUGAGGUGUGCUACCCAUUCUGGUGUGUUCUAAGAAUGAGGCAGUUGAUAUAUGUUUAUAUUUUUAAGUCAGUUGUUAAAGGGAGACCACAGCCUUAGUAUGACAUCCUGCACAAUUUGUGAAGUGUUUAUUCUACAGAAGGCACAGUCCUGUUUAUACUUUCUGCACAUUCAGUGUAUUGGUCACUUAAAUUAUUUCAGAUUUAACUUGUGAAAGCUUGUAAUAUGAUUUCUGGUAGUUUAAAAAUAUAUUGGAGUCUGAAUCUCAUUCUUUAAGAUACAGAUGU
Phyllostomus discolor (pale spear-nosed bat) is the source of this 2635-nucleotide messenger RNA. It is a transcript of the gene GPR85, whose product is annotated as G protein-coupled receptor 85. Gene Ontology annotation, biological process: G protein-coupled receptor signaling pathway. The record is from RefSeq and is a predicted model, not a curated record. Gene Ontology annotation, cellular component: plasma membrane. Gene Ontology annotation, molecular function: G protein-coupled receptor activity. NCBI's taxonomy places the organism in Eukaryota, Metazoa, Chordata, Mammalia, Chiroptera, Phyllostomidae.